This is a messenger RNA of Osmia bicornis bicornis, 493 nucleotides long. RefSeq names its product TOX high mobility group box family member 3-like. Lineage: Eukaryota; Metazoa; Arthropoda; Insecta; Hymenoptera; Megachilidae. The transcript is spliced from 6 exons. Bases 38 to 493 code for a protein of 151 amino acids. The record is from RefSeq and is a predicted model, not a curated record.
UCAAGUGAACAUAAAAGUCAGAACAUUUGCGAAAAAAAUGGGAGAAUCCGAUAACAAUUAUCAACAAAUGUUUAGGGAUAUUCAGCUGCUGCUGCAGCAGCAGCAGGAACAGCAUCAUCGGGAAAUGCAGCUGCAGCAGCAGCAGCAACUGAGGGAGGAGCUCCUCCCUCAGCAACAAGAGGAUCUCCGACCGAGGGAGGAGCCCCUCCCUCAGGUGCAAGAGAUGGAAUCCGGCAACGAGGAGGCGAAGCCACCGCGAAAAAGAGGAGUGGCGGCGGGGCGAUCGCGGCGCCUCACGGGUUACCGGGGGGGUCAGGCAUGCCAAUUGGGAAUUGUCUACGUGGCAGACGUCGCAAGAGUUCAUCGGGAGCGGGCGGCCAACCGGAGAAAUCUGGACGAGCUGUGGGUCGAAAGAGUGCGAAGGCACUGUCAGAACAUCGACGUCUUCGACCUGCGGUAUCUAUUCGGAUCCGAAAUUGAUCCGGAUUGGUAG